Entrophospora candida is the source of this 576-nucleotide messenger RNA. Lineage: Eukaryota; Fungi; Glomeromycota; Glomeromycetes; Entrophosporales; Entrophosporaceae. The record is from the annotation of a GenBank genome assembly.
AUGGUAAAAUUGUUGGUUAGAGACAGAAGAGAAAAAUCAUUCACUGAAUUUGUAGAGUCUUACAAUUCGCUUGUAAAAAAACUUGGAAAAUUUGCAGAUAGAAAUGCAGAAUUAGAAAUAUCACAAAGCUCAGCAAUUGAACAUCAUGUUAUACUAUCUCAAGAGCUUGAGAAAUUGAAACGAUUUGGGAGUGAGGCAAAUAUAAAACGUAAUAUAGAGUUAGAAGAGGAAGUAAGAAAAUUGAGGGAGGAGCGCGAUGAAUCAUAUAAAACACAAGGUCAAAAUGCUCAAAAAUUAUUGGAUUUGACUGAUGUUCUUAACCAGCAUAUAGAAUUAAAUAAAAAAAAUCAAGAAGAAAUAUUGAGAUUAACAGAUUCAAACACGAAUUUAAAUAAAAAAGUAGAUUUGUCAGUACAAGUAAUUCGUGAAAAAGAAGUCAAUAUACAGAUAUUACAAGAUGAAUUAGCAGCUUUACAAUUGGAGUUGAGUAAACUAGAAGAGAAAAUGCACGAUCUUAAAAAUGAAAAUCAUCAAUUAUUACAACGUUGGUCAUCAGAAUGGUGUUGUAUUAGUUAA